AUGGCCUCUUGCGUCACCGGAACAGAGGCAGCGAUUCGAGCUGCGGCGUGUAGAGACGGAGACGCGGCGGCUCAUCUGAAGCUGAUCUCUGUUUUCGUCAUCUUCCUCACAAGCGUCUUCGGGAUUUCCGCGCCGGUUUUUCUCGCUCGCUACUUCCACGGGAAGCCUCUCUACGACAAAGCGAUCCUACUGAUCAAGUGUUUCGCCGCCGGCGUGAUUCUCUCUACUUCGCUCGUCCACGUCUUGCCGGAGGCUUUCGAGUCUCUCGCCGAUUGCCAGGUGUCAUCUCGACAUCCGUGGAAAGAUUUUCCGUUCGCCGGUUUGGUGACGAUGAUCGGAGUAAUCACGGCGUUGCUGGUUGAUUUAACGGCGAGUGAACACAUGGGACACGGCGGUGGUGGUGGUGGAGGGACGGAGUACAUGCCGAUGACGGCGGUUGGGGGUUUAGAGGUGAAAGAAGGAAAGUUUGGGGCUGAUUUGGAAAUACAAGAAAGUAAUGAGGAGGAGUUAGUGAAGAUGAAACAAAGAUUAGUGUCACAAGUGCUUGAAAUUGGGAUUAUAUUUCAUUCAGUGAUAAUUGGUGUAACCAUGGGAAUGUCACAGAAUCAGUGUACCAUUAGACCUUUGAUCGCUGCUCUCUCGUUUCAUCAGAUUUUCGAAGGCUUAGGCCUUGGUGGUUGCAUCGCUCAGGCAGGGUUUAAGGCAGGAACAGUGGUGUACAUGUGCUUGAUGUUCGCGGUAACGACGCCUCUCGGGAUAGUACUAGGGAUGAUGAUUUUUGCAGCGACCGGUUACGAUGAUCACAACCCUAACGCAUUGAUAGUGGAAGGUUUAUUGGGAUCACUAUCUUCAGGGAUUCUGAUAUACAUGGCCUUGGUUGACCUAAUUGCGUUGGAUUUCUUUCACAACAAGAUGUUGACGACGGCCGGUGAAUCGGGUUCGAGGCUUAAGAAGUUGUGUUUUGUGGCUUUGGUUUUGGGUUCUGCUUCUAUGUCACUUCUUGCACUUUGGGCUUGA
Molecule: messenger RNA, 1017 nt
Organism: Microthlaspi erraticum
Lineage: Eukaryota; Viridiplantae; Streptophyta; Magnoliopsida; Brassicales; Brassicaceae
Source: the annotation of a GenBank genome assembly